GCUCGGCUGCUCGGUUGAAGUACAACAGUUAUGAACAAUAUCACUAUUUUUGGUCAAGUGGAUGGGGACUUACACCGAACCGUUCGAUUUCUUCAAGAAAGAAAUGUUAAUGUUGUUAUUCGCGAUGAGCGUGACCUUAAUACUAUUCGCAUUCAUGAGGCAAAGGCAAAGGAAAAAGACAAAGCAAUAUCAAAGGAAACAAAAAAAGCUAUUCCUUAUGGCAAAGGAAAGGAAAAUGCACAUCCCAUGGCACACAAUGAUAAUGUGUUAUCAAAAGCUGCAUUGGCCCAACGUGCACGGCGAGAACGUGAAAAAAAUCAAAAACCAUGUUCUGCAUACCAAUUGGGACAACGCCUGUGACAAGAACG
This is a messenger RNA of Camellia sinensis, 368 nucleotides long. The record is from RefSeq and is a predicted model, not a curated record. Lineage: Eukaryota; Viridiplantae; Streptophyta; Magnoliopsida; Ericales; Theaceae.